AUGUUUGUUUCCAAUGAAGGAUGCGAAGAAGAAGGAGAACAAAUACAGUCGGCAUUGUUUGAAGUUGAAGAGGACAUUAGAAAGAAAGUUUUGGAUAUGUUCUCUGGAAAUGUAGAAUUCGAUGAAGAAGAAUCCAAGAAGUUGGCGCUAGAUCUACAGAAGAAUCUGCUGUCUAUGUUUUCUGGAGGUGUAGGAGAUGACAAAGAGGAGGAGGAAGAAGAAGACGAAGAGGACGAAGAAGAAGACGAAGAGGACGAAGAAGAAGACGAAGAGGACGAAGAAGAAGACGAAGAGGACGAAGAAGAAGACGAAGAGGACGAAGAAGGGGAUUCGGAAAAAGACGAGUCACAAAGAGAAGAUUCAUGUGAGGUUAAAUCCGAUAAAGAAGCCAGUCUGGACGCAAAUGAAAAUAGAUUAGUUAACUUAUCCGAGGGUGAGGAAAAAGAAACAGCGUUGCUAGGAGCUGAAGAUGACAUUAAGAAAACCUUGCUGGGCAUGUUCUCUUUGAAGGGAGAAUUCGAUGAAGCUGAAUCAGGAAAGCUGGUAUUAGAUCUACAGAAAAACAUACUCUCUAUGCUGUCUGGAAAUAUCGGGGACCAUGAUGAUGAGGACUACGAAGACUUUGAGGAGGAAAAAAUAGAAAAACCAGAGGAAGUCGUGGAGGAUUCUACGGAAGUUGGUGAUAAAGAGGCAAUAGACGAAGUAGCCGAUGUUCUACAAGAGCCUGAAGAGGAGGGCACGGAAGAAUCUGGAAAGGAGGUUAGCGAGUUAUUCGAAAAGGAAGUUGCGGAUGAAGUUAUUGAAGAGGAGGACAAGGAAGAAGUAGAAGAGGCAUCCGUCGACAUAGAGGACAUGCCCGUUGUUGUGGAGGACCCUGUCAUUACUGUAGAAGAGCAUGUAGACCAGGAUAAAGAGGAGUCAACAGAACAGGACGGCCAGGAAUCUGAAGAGGAGGAAACUGAACAAUCAUUAGGGGAGCAGUCAAAAGAAGAAUUCGCAGAGGAGGAAAAGGAAAGAGCAGAAACAGCUGUGGGCUCUGUGGAUGAUAUCUUGAAGGAGGAAAUGAAAAAAAUAGAAGAGUCUGUGAAGGGGGCCCUUGGAGUUGUGCAAGAGGCAGUAGAUAAAGUUACGGAGGAGGAGCAAACAGAAAAGGCAGAGGGCCCUGAGUCGGAAGAGGAGAAAGAAUCAGAAGGAGAAGAGGACGAAGAAGGAAUAGAGACUUUACUGAAAGAUAAUCUAUUAGGUAUGUUAUCCGAAAAGAUGAAAGCCGAAGGAAAAGAUUUAGAUAAACUACCCCUAGAGCUGAAGAAGGAUCUGUCCGAUAUGUUAUCUGGAAAUAUGGAAAUGGAUGAUGAAGAGGAGGAAGAAGAAGAGGAGAAAAAAGUUCUAGGAAAUGAUGAAUUAGACCUACAGGAAAAUCUUCCAGAUAUGUUUUCUCGAAAGGGAGGAUUUAAUCCAAGUAUGUUAGGAAAUUUAAAAGAUAUAGAAGCGUUGCACAAGAGCGUACCUGGCUUAUUGGAAGAGGCCAAAGGCAUUACUCCAGUUGAAAUUGAAUCUUUGAAGAGUAUGUUCUCUGGUGCCUUCGAUGCACCUGGUGUUAAGGGAAUGCCACAAAUAAAAAUGCCACAAGAAUUGAAAUCCGUUAUGAUGCCAAAGAAGGAACAAAAAGGAAAACCCCAUGAUAAGAAACCAAAAGAGAAAGUGCCAA
Molecule: messenger RNA, 1708 nt
Organism: Plasmodium inui San Antonio 1
Lineage: Eukaryota; Apicomplexa; Aconoidasida; Haemosporida; Plasmodiidae
Exons: 2
Source: RefSeq, a predicted model, not a curated record